AUGGAAAAUGGAAUCAAGAAGAAGAAAAACUUGGAAUCUCAUUUGGUUCCCCAGGAUGACAUAACUAGGAAACUUGCGGUCCAUGGUGUUCGCUUCAACCGUAAUCUGCCAAGGUGCAGCAUAGAAAACUAUGCCAACACCUGGUCCAAAAUUACCGGAGGAGUAAACCUCAACAAUGCCAUGCAUAACAUCGUGAAAGGAGCCAACAGAAACACUACCAUUAUAAAAGUGGACAUGAUCUCCACCAAGAGUAGAGAUAACACAUCUACUCCAUCGUUCCCGUUGAUUCCAGCCACGGUAGUGCCCACUGGUGGUGUCGCCGUCCUCCAGCACUACUCUCCCCAGCCGAGAAUAGGCAAAACAGUAUUAGAUUUUGCUCGCGCGCCAGUUUUACAGAUUCCUUUUGAGGAAGCAGCUACUGAAGAACAAGAAGAGAAGUUGGAUCUUCUUCAUGUUCCAACCAAAGCACCAGUCAUUUCCGAGGUGGUGGUUGAUUCUGGACCAAGAAAAGUUAUAGAGGAACCAUUACCUGCUUGA
Messenger RNA from Fraxinus pennsylvanica, 537 nucleotides. NCBI's taxonomy places the organism in Eukaryota, Viridiplantae, Streptophyta, Magnoliopsida, Lamiales, Oleaceae. The record is from the annotation of a GenBank genome assembly.